AUGGCGCCAAUCUUCAAGCUCUUUGCUCUUCUCAACCUUUCACUCUAUGCCGCAGCUCAGGGCACUCAGUUCAUUACAGGCGAGUGUGCAUCGGACGCCGAAUGUGCCUCAGGCUGCUGUGGCUUCACAUCAGGAAAGUGUGCGGCACCAUUCGUAGCGAAUGAACGUGGAGAGGGGUGUGGUUUUGGUGACGCGCAACCAAACAACAAUGCUUUGAACGGCGCAAGUGGCAAUGCCAGUGCCGAUGCGCAACCAGAUGCUGCUGCGCCUGCUGCGCCUGCUGCGCCUGCUACACCUCCUGCCAACAGUGACGCGGGAGCUGGAGCUGGAGCCGCAGCGGGGGCCGGCACACAGUUCAUCACUGGUGCUUGUACAUCAGACGCUGAUUGCGCUUCGGCUUGUUGUGGAUUCAAGAGUGGAAAAUGCGCAGGUCCGGUUGUUGCUCAAGAGCGAGAUGGAGGAUGUGGGUUUGGGGAUGCACAGCCCAACGAUAACGCAGCGAAGGCAUUGCAGGGACGGAGAUUGGGAAGGAGAGGUGCUGCAUACAUGUGA
Messenger RNA from Alternaria arborescens, 552 nucleotides. RefSeq lists its product as hypothetical. The record is from RefSeq and is a predicted model, not a curated record. Lineage: Eukaryota; Fungi; Ascomycota; Dothideomycetes; Pleosporales; Pleosporaceae. Bases 1 to 552 code for a protein of 183 amino acids. The transcript is spliced from 2 exons.